Schistosoma turkestanicum is the source of this 636-nucleotide messenger RNA. The record is from the annotation of a GenBank genome assembly. NCBI's taxonomy places the organism in Eukaryota, Metazoa, Platyhelminthes, Trematoda, Strigeidida, Schistosomatidae.
AUGCAAACACCGUUGUAUGAAAAGAAUGAGAAUCAAUUCCUUAAAUUUACAGGACUGGGUUGGAUCAUCGCUCAUGAAUUUUUACACGCUAUUGAUAUUACAGGCAUUCUCUUCGAUGAAAACGGGAAUCUACGAACAAGUCGAAAUUCUGAAACAGGACUCAUUGCAAAUAUAAAGCAAGCCGAUUGUCUACGACUUCAUUACAAACUUCAUCCGGAUGCGUAUGGAAAGUUGGAUGAAAAAUCGAUGAUAAUCAAAAAUGUUGAUCACAACUCUUCAUUUUUUUGGAAUCAACAUGAACAGAGCAACAGGAUUGGAACACAGGAUGAAAUUUUGACCGAUAGUGGAGGAUUGAAAAUAAUGUAUGAUACACAUCGAAGGGUGCUAACUAGACGAAGAAUUCAAAAUGCAAGUGAAAUCUUAUCAUCCGAUAGAUUGUUUUUCCUGAAAUUCGCACAGACGUUUUGUGGCCAUAUGCGUGCCGGUUUAUAUGCACACUAUCAAAAUAAUGCGCAUCAUCUUUUCCGUGAAUUCAGGGUAUUUGGAGCUUUGUCGAAUAGUGAAGAAUUCGCUAAAGCAUAUAACUGUUCGACUGAUUCACCAAUGAAUCCUUCAAACAAAUGUAAGCUGUGGUGA